AUGGCGGCAGUAGCGGGGGACAGCGCUAUGGAGGUGGUGCCGGCACUGGCUGAGGAGGCCGCGGCCGAGGCGACGGGCCCCAGCUGCCUGGUGCAGCUGCCGGGCGAGGUGCUGGAGUACAUCCUGUGCAGCGGCUCGCUCACGGCGCUCGACAUCGGCCGCGUGUCCAGCACCUGCCGUCGCCUGCGCGAGGUGUGCCAGAGCAGCGGGCAGGUGUGGAAGGAGCAGUUCCGGGUGAGGUGGCCCUCCCUGAUGAAGCACUACAGUCCCACCGACUAUGUCAAUUGGUUAGAGGAAUAUAAAGUUCGGCAGAAAGCUGGGUUAGAAGCCCGGAAGAUUGUCGCCUCCUUCUCCAAACGGUUCUUUUCAGAGCACGUUCCUUGUAACGGCUUCAGUGACAUUGAGAACCUUGAGGGCCCGGAGAUCUUUUUUGAGGAUGAGCUGGUGUGCAUCCUAAACAUGGAAGGAAGGAAAGCUUUGACCUGGAAAUACUACGCAAAGAAAAUUCUUUACUACCUGCGGCAGCAGAAAAUCCUCAAUAACCUCAAGGCUUUCCUGCAGCAGCCCGAUGACUACGAGUCCUAUCUUGAAGGUGCCGUUUACAUUGACCAGUACUGCAACCCACUCUCCGACAUCAGCCUCAGAGACAUCCAGGCCCAGAUCCACAGCAUUGUGGAGCUUGUGUGCAAAACCCUCCGUGGCAUCAACGGUCGCCACCCCAGCCUGACCUUCAGGGCAGGUGAGUCCUCCAUGAUAAUGGAAAUAGAACUUCAGAGCCAAGUGCUGGACGCCAUCAACUAUGUCCUGUAUGACCAGCUGAAGUUCAAAGGGAACCGCAUGGACUACUAUAAUGCCUUGAACCUCUACAUGCACCAGGUGUUGACCCGCAGAACAGGAAUCCCCAUCAGCAUGUCUCUGCUCUACCUGACCAUCGCCCGGCAGCUGGGGGUCCCCCUGGAGCCUGUCAACUUCCCAAGCCACUUCCUGCUGAGGUGGUGCCAAGGCGCAGAAGGGGCAACCCUGGACAUCUUUGACUACAUCUACAUAGAUGCUUUUGGGAAGGGCAAGCAGCUGACAGUGAAGGAGUGUGAGUACCUGAUUGGCCAGCAUGUGACAGCAGCACUCUACGGGGUGGUGAAUGUGAAGAAGGUACUGCAGCGGAUGGUGGGCAACCUGCUGAGCCUGGGCAAGAGGGAAGGCAUUGACCAGUCCUACCAGCUCCUCAGAGACUCCUUGGACCUGUACCUGGCGAUGUACCCAGACCAGGUGCAGCUCCUGCUCCUCCAAGCCAGACUCUACUUCCACCUGGGCAUCUGGCCAGAGAAGUCUUUCUGUCUUGUCUUGAAGGUGCUUGACAUCCUCCAGCACAUCCAGACCCUCGACCCCGGGCAGCAUGGGGCGGUGGGCUAUCUAGUACAGCAUACAUUAGAGCACAUUGAGCGCAAGAAGGAGGAGGUAGGCGUGGAGGUGAAGCUGCGCUCUGAGGAGAAGCACAGGGAUGUCUGCUACUCAAUCGGGCUCGUUAUGAAGCAUAAGAGGUACGGCUACAACUGUGUGAUCUAUGGCUGGGACCCCACGUGCAUGAUGGGGCACGAGUGGAUCCGAAACAUGAACGUGCACAGUCUGCCUCACGGCCACCAUCAGCCCUUCUACAACGUGCUGGUGGAGGAUGGGUCCUGCAGAUAUGCAGCCCAAGAAAACCUGGAAUACAACGUGGAGCCUCAGGAAAUCUCGCACCCAGAUGUGGGGCGCUACUUCUCGGAGUUCACAGGUACACACUACAUCCCAAACGCAGAGCUGGAGAUCCGGUACCCCGAGGACCUGGAGUUUGUGUAUGAGACAGUGCAGAAUAUUUACAGUGCAAAGGAGAACACAGCCGAGUAAACUCAGGGGAUGUCACAUCUGUGCUGCUGCUGCUGCUGCUGCUGCUGCUGCCUUCUAGGGGACCAGGACUCCUGAAGGACAAGUGCUGCCCCUGGAAUCAGCACAGGACAGCUACUUCACUAGCAGCCCUGGCUGCCUCCCCAGUUUAGAUGGUGUGCGCUCCUCCAGCCACAGACAGCGUUGCUCUCCGCUACACUAGUGAAUCAGUUGAAAGGCACCGUGUCCAGUGGCAUGGCUCGUCUGCUUGUCCCGUGGUGACAGUGUGUGACAUUCUGUCUUCAUGAGGUCUCACCAUCCAUUCUGUCCUCUCACCCCCUUCCCAUCCCUGUCUCCAUCUACCUUGUGUCAGCGUCUUUCCCGCUGGACAGUCGGGGGCCAUGUUUCCUCAUCUCUGGAACACAGGCCGCUGAGUCAGGACCGCCACCCUCUGCCUUGCAUUAGGUUGUACUUGGAGGAAGGCUUGGAGAUGGGAGUCAGAAUGAUCAUGGUUCAUUUUAUUGCUAAUACAGAAACACAGAUUUCAAGUA
This is a messenger RNA of Mastomys coucha (southern multimammate mouse), 2411 nucleotides long. RefSeq names its product F-box protein 21 (gene Fbxo21). Lineage: Eukaryota; Metazoa; Chordata; Mammalia; Rodentia; Muridae. The record is from RefSeq and is a predicted model, not a curated record. Gene Ontology annotation, molecular function: DNA binding; protein binding. The coding region runs from base 1 to 1884 and encodes 627 amino acids. The transcript has 12 exons.